AUGGCUGAUAGGAGACGCAUAAACGGCCCCGGAGGUGUUACCGUCCCACCUCUCUACGAUGAUGGUCCUUCUCAAUGCCUACCGCGGUCCAGGCCACCCAACCAUACCCGGGCUACGUAUCUGAAAACCGGAGUGACACCAUCUGCAUCUGGCUCGGCUUACCUCGAGGUCGAGGCUCGCGAUGGCUCACAGGGCAGCGGUACCAAGCUUACCUGCACCGUGCAUGGUCCCAGGUCUCUCCCACGCUCAGCACCCUUCUCGCCACACAUGGUCUUGACGACUCACGUCAAGUAUGCGCCGUUUGCUACGAGGCAUCGCAGAGGCUACCUGCGCGACUCCAGCGAGCGAGACCUCAGCACCCACUUGGAGACUGCCCUUAGAGGCGCCUUGAUCGCGGACCGGUGGCCAAAGAGUGGCGUGGAUGUGGUCGUCACCAUCAUCGAGGGUGAAGAGGCCCGGAAGACGGCAGUCGACAAGGGCAGCGAGGAGUGGGACAUGAUGAACACUCUUGCGUCCUGCAUCACUGUCGCCGCAGCAGCUCUGGCCGACGCCGGCAUAGACGCUGUCGACCUGGUCUCUGGGGGAGUCGCCGCGCUGGUCGCUGGAAAGACGGAGGGGGAGAUGGAGAUUGUGCUGGACCCUGCACCUCUUGAGCAUGAGGCCCUUCUCGCCGCCUGUUGUGUGGCCUACCUGCCCGUGCGAGAUGAAAUCACCAACAUCUGGCUCAAGGGCAACAUCCCAUCGACUGACGCCGUUCUCUACCGCGACCUGGUUGCAAGAGCCAUUCACGCUAGCAAAAGGUCCAACAAGGCAAUUGCGGCCUCUCUCAACGAGUCCAUGAUGGGAAUUUGA
Geosmithia morbida is the source of this 852-nucleotide messenger RNA. Its product is annotated as exosome complex component MTR3. Lineage: Eukaryota; Fungi; Ascomycota; Sordariomycetes; Hypocreales; Bionectriaceae. The record is from RefSeq and is a predicted model, not a curated record. The transcript has 2 exons. The coding region runs from base 1 to 852 and encodes 283 amino acids. Gene Ontology annotation, biological process: U4 snRNA 3'-end processing; nuclear mRNA surveillance; poly(A)-dependent snoRNA 3'-end processing. Gene Ontology annotation, cellular component: nucleolus; nuclear exosome (RNase complex); cytoplasmic exosome (RNase complex).